AUGAUCAAUGCACUUGAAGCAGAUGUUUCAAGAGAGCGUGAGUUGGUAAAAUCACUAUUUUCUAAAAUCCAACCACUAAAAGAUGCCUUAAAAGCAUAUGAGACGACUGGAAUGGAAUUUGCAAAGGUCAAGGAGGCUAAUGAGAGAAUCGAAAUGGAAUUGGUUCAAUUGGUAACUAAUCUUGUUGAAAUGGAAACAUUGGUUGAAUCAAGAACUUAUGAGCUUCUUGAACUAAGAAAGGAGUUAGAGAUGGCACAAGCUCUUUCUCAAGAUAAUGAGGCAAUUGCUAUCGAAUCCAAAUAG
Lactuca saligna is the source of this 303-nucleotide messenger RNA. Lineage: Eukaryota; Viridiplantae; Streptophyta; Magnoliopsida; Asterales; Asteraceae. The record is from the annotation of a GenBank genome assembly.